CUGUUUGAACCACCAUUUUGCUAUGCAGAUAUAUGUCUCGAUCCCAGAUUCAGUCCUUGCUCAGUCUUGUGAGGGUUAAAUCUGACUGGAACAGGUUUAUUCUGACUGAAAAGAAGAAGUUCAGUGACAACUACCCAAUGAACUCGACAACCGUACUUUAGUCGGUGAUUGAAAUGGCAAAGACGGUCUCGUUAAAAUUGUUGGUGUAUGAGAAAACAUAUUUCAAUUUUUUUCAAUCGCUUCUGAGAAUCCAUCAUACAUUUUUGCACUUGUAUGAACAUCACGUUACAUAAUGUGUGGGCGACAUAUUGACCUGGCAACGUCAUUCCGCAUGACCUACGCAACUUAGACACGGAAAAUGACGGAACCUACGCAAGACUUUCCUGGGAUUGCAACAUUCCGUGCAAGAAAUGGUUAAAGCACCUUACUGACUAGUGGUUUGCAAUCAGUUCCGAUAAGGAAGUUCUGGAGCUAUGGCAGAGGGUCGAAAGUCGUUCAAAUUGGCCACAUUUAACGUACAUAGUUUCACUGACGCCAAUGGAAAACCUACCUUUGACAAGAUCCUUCAAUUUGUGGAGGAUCAUGGUGUGGAUAUAAUUUGUCUCCAAGAAGCGGGCAAAGUGCAAACGGAGCGACUCAUGGACAAUUUGAAACAUUUCUCCGCUAAUGGACUCGUGGCCUCCAAGAGAUGUUCAAUCGUCAGCAAAUACAAAUUAGAAGCUGUACCGAGGAAAUAUCUCGGUUCAAGAUCCUCAACCCGCUCUGUAACCGCUCGAGUUCUUUUGGAAGGUAAUCUGAGCUUCAUCUUGACUUGUGUUCAUUUGAACCACAUCAGUGAGGGCACCAGAUUGUCGGAGCUCAAUGAGAUUACUACCAAUCUCCAUGAUCUAUACUCCCAAUCCAUGACUGUGAUUGCGGGAGACUUCAACGCAUUGACCUUAGAAGAUUACUCCUCGGACGAGCUCAAUCAUAUCACCCAAGUUAGGGCCAACAAUCGAUGGGAGAGACCAAAGAGGGCUUUAACUGAUCGUAUGAAGCAACUUGGUUUCACAGACACAAAGACCAAGGUUACUGAAUUUUCGGGUAUCCUGUCCACGUGCCGAUUCAAAACUCGAGUGGACUACAUCUAUCUUAACAAGAAAUUUGACGACUUCUUCCGAAUUCACAACUUCACUCAACGUGAUGUCCAAGCCUCGGAUCAUAAUAUUGUGAUCUCGGAAGUGACGUACUAAUAG
Messenger RNA from Tigriopus californicus, 1235 nucleotides. RefSeq lists its product as uncharacterized. Gene Ontology annotation, molecular function: catalytic activity. Bases 474 to 1232 code for a protein of 252 amino acids. The record is from RefSeq and is a predicted model, not a curated record. Lineage: Eukaryota; Metazoa; Arthropoda; Copepoda; Harpacticoida; Harpacticidae. The transcript has 5 exons. Gene Ontology annotation, biological process: GPI anchor biosynthetic process.